Messenger RNA from Trachemys scripta elegans, 3310 nucleotides. It is a transcript of the gene NXPE3, whose product is annotated as neurexophilin and PC-esterase domain family member 3. The coding region runs from base 816 to 2501 and encodes 561 amino acids. The record is from RefSeq and is a predicted model, not a curated record. The transcript has 6 exons. NCBI's taxonomy places the organism in Eukaryota, Metazoa, Chordata, Testudines, Emydidae.
GUGACAGUGGGGGUGCUGGUAGGGUGCAUGAUGAGGUCCCAGGAGAGUAGCAGCGUGCUGGAGUGAGUGGGGUUGGAGGUUGUGUGUUUAGGGUCCUUCUGGGUCUGUACCACUUCUGGAGCUCAGCUCUUGCUCAGCUCAGACUUGCCAUUCAUAAGCCUAUGCGUUUUAGCAGGUGCACUUGAGUGCCUGUCAGUUUCAUCCCAGUUUCCCUUGCAAGGUGCUUGCAGCCACUGCAGAUGUUGAGUUUUACUUGCAGCGUCUUGCAGGGUUUUAUUCUGUGUGCAAAUGAGGAAACCUGCCAGCACACAAGAUGUAUGCAAAUUUGUUUGUGUAUCCUUAUAGCAACGAAUGUAUAUGCUUGCUCCGGGAAUGAUGAGUGGGAUAGAACAGAAGAUAAAUCUUGAAGCCCUAAUUAAAUGGGUAGCAGCAGUGGCGUCUUCUUCCAAUUCACACCCACUGCACAUAUGGACCUUGUCCUUAUAAAAUGGGAUUAGACACUAGCUGAGUCAUAUUUGUGAAAGCUGUCAUGCUUCCCUGAAUAAAAGCUCAAUGCAAGAGGCUGCAACCAAAACUUGGUCCCUUCAACGACUGGAAGUGGGUACUUUUUCAUCCAUCAGAAUGUUGGAAAUAUCCUCUUUUCCGUGGUAUAAUAAUGCAUUUGUUUCUAUCCCUCCGAUGGCGAAAGGAAGAGACUAAUGAAGCAGAAGUCAACUGAAUCUCUUGUAUAAUACUGAAACACGAUGACAUUGGUGCCUGUGGGAUAUGGAAAUCAUGACAGUAUCUAACAUGAUUGAGAAAGACAUGAGUGGACAAUGUGGCCCAGUUUCUGUAGACUACAGGUUUUCUGCAUGAUCCUGGCAGUGUUGGCUAUUCUGGUGUUGGUCUACAACUUCCGUCAGUUAGAGCACUUGGAUCACAACACUGUCUCGGCGUUAAAUUGGAUAAAAGAGACCGGUGACCAACAGUCGUCGUCGCCAACAACUAAAACUACCCAAAAGCACUACUGUGAUUAUGAACAUCAAACUUUGUCCAAAAGAGAACAAGCUGAAGAGGAAUCCUUAUUUGCUGCUAUACAGUGGCCAAAUCCCCCUGUAGGCAAAAUCCCAUUUAUAAGAAGCACUGAUCCUGCCCACAGCAACUUUGUGAUUGUGAAUUCCCAUGUGCGCUUCAAGGUGGGAGAUCAGUUAGAGGUGUCUGUCCACAUGAAGGAUUUUCAAGGCAAACCAAAACAGUAUGGUGGAGACUACAUACAGGCGAGAAUUCACUCUCCUCUACUGAAAGCUGGAGCAACGGGAAGGGUUGUAGAUGAUCAGAACGGGUUUUACAAAGUCUUUUUCACUCUACUUUGGCCAGGGGAGGUCAAAGUAUCUGUGUCUCUGGUCCACCCUAGUGAAGGGAUACAAGUCCUGCAGCGCUUACGGGAAGAAAGGCCAGACAGAGUCUACUUUAAAAGCUUAUUCAGGUCUGGUAGUACUUCAGAAACCACUGUUUGCAAUGUGUGUUUGCCUGGAGAUCUUCCUGUCUGUAACUUUACAGACCUCUACACUGGUGAGCCAUGGUUCUGCUACAAGCCGAGAAAACUGUCCUGUGCCAGCAGAAUCAACCAUGCCAAGGGAGGAUAUCAAAAGGGCCUUCUGACACCUUCUGAGAGUCUCUUUUUCCAAACUGAUGUGAAUAUCAAAGUGCCAAUACUUCCCAGUGGCCCCGAUUCAGUGACUGUAGAACCCUUAGGAUUUACAGAAUCAGCCAAUCUGGACAGAUCUCAGGGCCCAGCUGUUUUCCCUUUGGGUUACUAUUACCAAGACAAGUGGAGGCCAAGAACAAGUUGGAUCCGACAUUUUAACAAGACAGCUGAUAUUAGUGAAUGCUUACAAGGAAAAGUAGUCCACUUCUUUGGUGAUUCUACAAUAAGACAGUGGUUUGAAUAUCUGACCACGUUUGUUCCAGAUCUAGUGGAAUUUAACCUUGGAAGUCCUAAAAACGUAGGUCCUUUUAUGUCCGUGGACCUGAAGCACAAUGUCCUGCUGAAGUUCCGCUGUCAUGGGCCACCCAUUCGCUUUACCACUGUCUUCAGUAGCGAGCUACGCUACAUUGCCAAUGAGCUAAAUGGCAUUGUAGGCGGAAGAAACACUGUGAUAGCCAUAACCAUAUGGUCCCACUUCAGCACCUUCCCUGUGGAGGUGUACAUCCGAAGACUGAGGAACAUUCGCAGGUCCAUCGUUCUACUGCUGGAUCGCAGCCCCAAAACUCUGGUGGUCAUCAGAACAGCCAAUGUUCAGGAGCUUGGGCCAGAAGUGAGUCUCUUCAACAGUGACUGGUAUUCCUUUCAGCUUGACACAAUCAUGAGGAAGAUGUUCUCAGGAAUUGCUGUGUUCUUUGUGGAUGCCUGGGAGAUGUCUCUGGCCCAUUACUUGCCACACAACUUGCAUCCACAGGACGUCAUUAUUAAGAAUCAGAUAGAUGCAUUCCUGUCUUUUGUUUGUCCUUUAGAAACUUAGCACAAUCAGUGGAGAGGAGCCCCAUGACAUAUAUAUCGUGUUUUGCUGUAGCAUAACCAAAUCAUUCUCUGUCAGAGCUAUAAAAUGAAGCUACAGGCAAACUGUAUGGUUACUGUUCCCACAUGUGAUCUCAGUUGCUUGGCCAUGGAGACAGAUGACUGUGAGUGGCAGUAAAUUGGAAUGGCCUAAUUCUGACCACUUUUAUAUCUUCCUGUAGGGAUGGUUCCUCUUGACCUUGUAAUUUGUCUCAGAUUACUAGGGUGCUCCUUAAAUCAAAACUACAAGACUCACUACAGAAGUACUUAAAUAAUUAGCUUUAUUAAUUGUCUGCACUGCAUGAAUAUUCAUACAGCACUGAUUCAGUUCCCAAAGUCCUUUCUCACCAUCCAGAGUACUGUGUGAAACCUGGGAAGGAUUGUUUGGGAACAGCCUUUCUUUGGUUGUUCCAAAGUGGUUUUGGGUAUCUAGAACAACCAAAUAUGUUUCAUAUUGUGCUUCUUUGAUUGAAGUAAUCUGGGGAUACCUUUUCCAAAGUCCUAAUCAGGAAUCUAAAGGGGAUGUCCUAAAGCCACUGGAUCAGUCCAGGAAGCACAACCUAAAAAGCUUGCAGAAUUAUCAGAAUAUCUAUUGGACGUGUCGGCAUUGAUACAGCAUAUUAAUCAACCAUCCACAAUGUUUACAGAAUGGCUUCUAAAUAAUACAAAUAGCCAGCACCAGUAGUAGGUAGUUUCUUCAGCAGCAGCAGCAACAUUGCAAUAACUCAUUGGAAGUUUGAUAUUAAAAUGUUUGUUUUCCCCUCUUGUCAUGUG